UUUUCAAGAUGGUGAGAAAGUUCAUAAAAAAUAAGUUGAGCUAUGUCGUUCUUUUUUAAAAUUUUUUGACUACCUAGGUCAAAUAUUAAUUACAAAAUAUCAGUGUCACUUACAUAAUUUCUGUUAUAUGUCACUAUGGUUUUUGUUCUAAAGUAUAGAAAGUGAUAUACUUACUUUUAAAUUUCUUUUAUUUCAAAAGUGAAAAGAAACAUUUAUGUACAGUUACGUUGUACAGGUUUGUCAUCUUACUUUAAUGUACAUGUAAAAGUCACUUUAAGUAUUAUAGAAAAGGCCUUCUAAUAAAAGCACGUUAUUAAUCUAUGUAAAAUUUACAUUUGUUACGUGAUGAAAUCAAAAUCUUUCAUACUUGUAUUUUACAUCACAUAUAAAAUAGGUUAAACAAAUUGUAUAAUGUAUUACAUAUUUUUAGGACCUGUUAGAAUAUUCAGACUUACUGUUUUGCUAAAAUGAUUUGUCACCUUUGAUGGCAAGAUGAUGACAGGCUGAGCUCACAUGUAAACAGCAGAGUGCCUCAGUUCCCCGUGUUAGCUUGGACCCUUCCCAAGGAGCGCAUGGUGUGAUUGAGACACAGCCACUGCCCUCGGCAUCAGAGCCUUCUCUCCUGCCUUUAUGUACUCAUUAAACAGAAGCAGGACUUGCCUCCUUGUGUCCAUGGAUUGUAGAGCAGUUAAGUAAGAGAACUCAUUUUUGAAAUAAAAAUGUGCACGUAGCCGGCUCUGGGGCAGCUCAGACUACUGUUUACUAUGUCACAGUUGCUUUUUAACUUGAAGCUACUUUAGGGAGAUAUGAAAAAGGGCAUAUUUUUGUACAAAACCAUUUUUUUCAACAUAUUCUAUGUGUCUGUGUGCGUCUGCAUAUGUAUAUAUGUGUGCAUGUAUGUCUGUAUAUAUGCACAUGUGUCUGUACAUGUAUGUAUAUGUGCAUGUGUGUGUCUGUGUCUCUCUGCUUCUGUGUGUGUGUGUGUGUGUGUGUGUGUCUUUAUCUCUGUAUUUUCACACAAGAUCUCACAGUGCAGCUGCAAAUUCAAGGAAGUAAAUCCUGCUGCCUAGCUUCCCGAAUGCUACAAUUCUAACCUUGUACCAUUAUGCCCAACUUCUCAGAAAGAUUGCAGUACUUCGUGUUAUCAUCACUACAUAGGAAGCUAACACAUGCAGUCUUCUGUCUGUCUCAGUGAACUGUUAAAAACUGGAGUAAAGUCUCAGUAUUCAACUUGUUGUGUGACAAGGGCCCCGUGUCCUGGUGCCUGCUCUGUAAACUGCAGCCUUCUAAACCCUUUUGGAGAUCCUUUUGUGUUCUUUAAAAGUAUUUUUAACUUUAACAAGGGAAGAGUUAGUCUUCUGCUUUGGGAUGACUGUGAUGGAAUUUAAUCAUUGGAGGUUAUGUUUCCAACCAGACUGACAGGCCAUAGUGUACAAGACCUAUGCACUUUCUGAAACAUCAGUAAAUGUAGUGACAGAAUACAGCUUUGUAACACAUAAUUUCUUUUAAAGAAAUAGACUUUAAGGAAUACUAGUUUUAUCUUUUCUUUUGAAAAAGACAAAAACAGGGCACUAGGAUUAUGGCGUACACACACACACAGUUCUGACUCAAGGUUGCACUUGUGUGAGGAGUGAGCUGGAGUGAGAACUGGCUAAGGAGCAGCUGGAGUUCAGUGAGUGAUCCCCCACCCUCUUCUCCUUUUCAUAUCCUCAAACCGUUCUGACAGGCCCUGUGAUUUCCUAUGUGAGGAGGAGCACAGUGAGCAUGUGUCUGGUGUGUCGGUGCACGGAGGAAAUGCAGAGAAGAGAAGCUGAUCCUGUCCUUUCUGUAUUCUGCACUUGUUUGUUCCCUGUGGUGAAAGCAGUCUGCAUCCGUUUGUGUAUGUGCUAAGAAAUGGCUUUAAAAACACUUGUUUGGGGUCCUGGGUGAAAAUGCGUAAGUGUAGAAACCAGAGGGCAGCUUGCAGGACAUUCUCUUCUUGCACCAUGUAGGUCCUGGGGAUCGAACCCAGGUCAGCAGGUUCAGGGACAAUGCCUCUACUCUUGGAGCUGUCUCACUAGACCAAAGACGAGCUCUGGGCAGUAAGCAGUUUUCAGGCAUUGUUGGAUUGUUGGAAGCUACUCAGUGGAAUUUACACGCAUGACAUGUUUUACCAGAAAAUGGAAGCCGUGUCUCCUGACACACCAGGGGGUGCCAUGUCCCAAAGUGCUGUUUUAAGAAACAACUAAGUGUGGAAGUCACAAUCUAAAAAUUAGGCACAUGGACUCUUGAGUAAAGAUUGAAGGUUCAUUUAGGUAAAUGCAGUUUUGGUUUUUGAAAAGGUAUUUUGGUUUUAUUUUUUUAAUGUAGCUCAGGUUAGCUUUGGACUCAAUAUGUAGCAGCCCAUGACUGUCAUCCUCCUGCUUCAACCUGAGAAUAAUAGCAUGCCCCUUUCAUCAAAUGGCACAUAUGAAAUGUAAUAAACUUUAAUCAAAGUUUUUUCUUCUCCAAGGAUAUUUUUUGUAGGAAUAAAUAUAGAACAUAGGCUACAGAGUUGUUCUAGGGGUUUCAGCUUUUACUUUCAAAUUAAUUAACAGUAACUCCCGAUUGAUAAAAUAUGUCAUAGCUAUUUACACACCUAUACAUCCCGUUUUAGUAACCGCACAGAGGAAUUCCUUUUGUCCUGACUCAAUAGAUGCAUUAUUGACAUUCAUUGACUUGUCUUCCUAGAAAAUUUAUUGUUUCCAUUUUAAAUAAUUUUUGUCAGAAUUGCAGUUCUAUAAAACUGAAAGCAGUCGAAGGCUUGUAUGUUGUUAGCCAUUGAGUUUCACACUUCAGUGUCUGAACUGCAGCAUUUUAAAGAGCCCGUGUGUUAGUACCUUCCUACACUCUAUCUGACCUUCCCAAGGGAUACUUGUCAGUUUCUCUGGUGCAUACAAGCUAAUUUUAGUCAAGUGCAUUGUACAGCAAAUGUUGUAAUGACCUAGGCUAUGAAUUUCCUUAGAACUUAUAGCUCAUGUGACUGUAAUAGACUAUCAUUUUUAAUCCUUUUGAAGCUCUCUAAACCCAAUUUGUGCAAUUGUAACUUCUAAAUUUUUUUUAAAAUUUUAAAUUUUAAAUUUUCUCCUUUUUUAAAAUUUUGCAACUCUUUUAGGAGCUCAUUGAUUAUAAACAAUUUCUACUCAUUAAAAAUAUUUUAAUAUUUGUUAUAUCAUAGUUUAUAAACUGAUUAUAGAGGUCAGAGAAAUUUCCCAGAGUUAAGAGCACUUACUUGCUCCUCUGGCAGAGGACCUGGCUUCAGUACCCAGAACUCACAUGACAGUCCACAAGCUCCUGUAAUUCCUGUCCCAGGAGAUCCAAAGACCUCUUCAGGCCUUAGGCAUCAGGCACACAUGUGCUACUCAUGCAUUCUUAUAGGGAAACAUUCAUACACAUAAUAGAAAAAUAAAGCAUCUUUAAAACUAUGAUUAUAAAGUUCUAAAGAUUAUGAUUAUAAAGAUUCUGGGGGAAAUUAGAAGUCAGAAACAGUAGCAGCCAGAAGCAAUAUGACACUUAGUAUUCAGAAUGUUGAACUGUAAUAAUAGAAAGCCGAUAUAAUGUCUCCAUCCCUUCCACAUCGCUCCUCUCUUUCCCCCAUGUCUGUGUGUGAUGCUGGGAGUAUAACUGAACGAAUGUAGUGGGUAGGCGAGCGAUAUUUCCAGCCAUAUUAACAUCAUUUUUUAAAAUGGGAAAUCAUAAUAUAAUGACACCUUAGAUAAAAGAGCCAAAAGAAUCUGUGAUAUGCACUUGAGGAUAAUUUAAUUUGCUCAGUCUUCUACUAGGAAGUGCUUGUAGCUAGCACACUUUCCGUUGGUUUGUGUUUCGUCUUUGAUUCAGACUAGCACUAUUAAGCUACAGCAAAUAUGACAGUUUAUGGUUGCCUACUAGUGAAUUUCCUGCCUGUCCAUAUCUGUUCACAGUAUUCUGAUGGACGUUCCUUCUGCAGUUUUUUCCCGUGUAGAGAUUUGCUCAUAGUUAAAAUGCCUUUCAUAUAUUAGCUCUUAAAGUGCCCUGUCCCUCCAUCUUUCAUUCUUUUGGAACCCACUAUUCCUUUCCUCGUGUUCUGAUCAUCCUCUGCUCACUUUCACCAAGACGUAGUUUAUGAUGUUAGAGCUGUGCUUCUUUUAGUCUUCCUGCUGUGUCUGUCUGUGUGGUUUGAUUUUGAACUUCUUGGAGACAUAAAGAGUAUGGGUUCAUCUGACCCACUGUUCUGAGUAAAUGCUUUGUUAUCUUAAUAUUUUGUAUCCUUUAGGCUUAUGCUGAUGGACUCUUCUAACUGGUUCCAUUGUGGUCUUUGCAGUUUCUUUGAAAGGUUUACAGAUAUUUAAUAAAAAUACUAAAAUAACUCAUCAACCCCUAGCAUUUGAGUACCAACAUUACAUUCCCAUCAUUGAAUCCAGAUAGAGCGGAUCUCCCACUCUUCCUUCAAACUCAUAAAUACUCAGCUACCUCCUCUUUCUAUUAAUUUCUUUUUCUGGAUGUUUUACAUUACUGGAAUUAAAUAGUAUGUAACCUAUUGUUUCUGACACCUUUCAUCUAUGUUGCAGAAUAUACAAGUAGUUGUUUCCUGUUUAUUGCAAAAUCAUCUUGUGUUGUAUGGCCAGAACACAUCUGCUUUAUCUGUUCUGUUCUGUGAUUGACUAAAAAAAGGAUUCUUUCUAGAUUCUUUGGCUAUUUGGAUAAUGUUAGGAUAAACAUUUGAAAACAAGUCUGAGUGAACAGGUUUUUUUAGUAACUAUAUAGGAAUGUACUGGGAAUAAAAUGAUUGCAUCAUAUAUUUUUAUAUUUUGAAGAAAUAGCCAAGGCUGGAGAGAUAGAUGCCUCAGCGGUUCAGAGCACUGGCUGCUUUUCCAGAGGUUAUGAGUUCAAUUCCCAGCAACCACAUGGUGGCUCACAACCAUCUGUAAUGGAAUCCGAUGCCCUCUUCUGGAGUGUGUGAAGAUAGUGCACUCAUAUACAUAAAAUAAGUAUACAUAUACAUAAAUUAAGUAUACAUAUACAUAAAAUAAAUAAAUCUUCUUUAAGAAAGAAGCACCGGCCAGCAUACUUUCUCCAAGUAGCCGCACCGCUUUCCCCUUGGCUUGUGACUCGGAGGCGUGGAGCUCCUUCAUGUGCUCUCUGGCCUUGUAGGGCACAGCCAGUUUGAGGUUUGAGCUGAGAGUCCCAGUAGGCUUCAGUUUUUGUGUUCAGAAUAACUGGUAAUACUGGUUAUUUUUACAAUCUCAGAAGCAUUUGUCUAUCUGGUUUGGACACAUGUAUAUUUAAAUAUUUUGUCCACUUUUAAAGUUAAAGUGCCUUCUUUUUAUUAAGUCUUAAGAAUCCAUUGUAUACUCUCGGUCCAAAUUCUUUUGAAGACAUAACUUGCAAACAUUUGCUCUUAUUUCUGACAGGUCUCAUUAUUUCUUAAAAUGUUAUCUUUGAAAAAGGAAAGGUCACCACUUUAAUGAAGUCAGUUUUAUCUUCCUCUUCCUUUGUGUACUGUGCCUUUUGUGCCAGGACUUAGGAAAUCUUUGUUUACCAAACCCAUGUAUAUCUUUAAUCUGUGUUUUCUCCCACAGGCCCGUCUUUCACUUUUAUCUUUACUGUGAAGUAUAGGUUGAAGUUUUUAUAUGUCUGUCUGGUUCUCAUGACUUCAUUUUUAAUGAAAACUUGCCUCCAUUGAACUAUCUAAUUCCUUUGUCGGAGCUCACCCGUGUCAAGGUAGACAUUUAUCUGUGAAUCACAGCUCUUGCGUCAGUGAGCGAUGUGUAUUCUUACAACAACCACACUGAUUCGGUCACUAUGAGUUUUGGAAUCCAGCAGUGUAAUUUUGCUAAUUUUGUCCUUUUAUCAAAAUUCUUUGAACUAUUUUGAGGGCUUUGUCUUUCCAUAUAAAUUUCUAGAUCACCUUUUCAUCUUCUACAGACAAGCCUAUUGAAGUUUCUCUAGAUACGGUGUGGGAUCUAUUGAUUACUUUGUGAGAAAUUGUCAUCUUAACAAGUCACGUCCCUCUCAAUCUCUGUAGGUGCUCAUUACUGUCUGUGAUACCUCUGAGUUCAUCUCUAAGAGCUUUAAUUCUACUAAUGCUUUUGUGAAUAAGACCAUUUCUUAAUUUCACUUUUAUAUGCUUAUUUUUAAAUUAUUCUUAAUAGUUUCUUUAUACAUUUAAAAUUCUCUUCAGAUUAGAUCAUGUUAUCUUCACAUAAAGCUUCUUACACAUUGGAACAUCUUUAAUAUUUCUCCUAAUUCCAUGGCUCUACAAAGUUUAUACAGCUGAGUGCUUUGUGCUCACCUUAUGGGAAAACAGUCCAUUCGUCCUUCACUGUCAACUGUGAUUCCCACUGGAGUUUUCUCUGCAUAUUAGUCCCUGCAUAGUGUAAGAGCCCCUUCUACUCUUAGCUCUUGAGAGGAUUUAAAGGCUACAGGAGUUUGUAGCAUGCCGUUGCUGCACAUGCACAUGGUCAUGUGGUUUGUCCUGUGUGCUCUUCAUGUACUUGAUUCACUAGUCUUCAACAUGGAACCGUCUUGCCUUCCUGAGGUAAGCCUGCAUGCCACGGAGUGACCCUUCAGCGCACUUGCAGAAUUUGGGCGGAGAUCUCUGCAUCAGCACUGUGGAGUACUACUCUGUAGCUUUCUUUAGGGCUUUCCCAGUUUUCUUUUUAGUCCUCAGAAAAUGAGUCACAAGUGUUCUAAUCUGAAUUCUGUAUAACUGUGAAUACUCUGUUCUUGUAUAAAACUGGUUUUAUAUUUAAUAACUUCAUAGUAUUCCUUCAUGAACCCAUUUGGAUUUGAGCUUUCAAUUAUGGGAAAACCUUUUAACUAUUUUAAUUUUUUUAAUUUCUUUUUAUUUUAUGCAUAUUGGUGUGGCUGCAUAUAUGCUUGUGUGAGGGUGUCAGAAGGCCUGGAACUGGAGUUACAGACAGUCAUGAGCUAACAUGUAGGUGCUGAAUUGAACCUGGGUCCUCUCAGCCAAUGCUCCUAACUACUGAGCUAUCUCUCCAGCCCCUGUGUGCCAAUUCAGGGUUUCUACUUCUUUGUGAGUUAGUUUUUGAUAAUUUGUAACUUUUAAAUAAUUUAUCCAUUUUUUUCUGAUUGGGUUCUCGUAAUUUGUAUUUUUACUAAUUUACCUAAACCUAAAUGUGCUUAGCAUGAAAUUGCUAAUAAUGUUUCUUUAUGAUCUUUUGUCUAGCCUUUUGUCAUGAUAUUCUUUUUUUUUAUUUUUCAAUUCAAUAAUUAGUGUUUUGUCAUAUGUAAAUGUUCCUCAAUAUUUGUAGUUCUGUAUUAUUGGUGAGACUUUCAUAUUUUCAAUUUUAUUGAUUAUUUCUUCCAUUUUCAUUAGUUUCAAAAAAAUGGAAGAAAUGAUUACUUUGGGACCUGCUAAUCACCCAGUUUUCAAUUCCACAGUUGGUUCGCAGACGGAGGCACAGCACUUCUGUGAGGUUGUGGGGCCUCUCGGCAUGGGGUGCAUGGAGCCUGGGAGCGAACGAGAAAUGGUCAUAGGUUGUUCCCUGCUAUACAGAAGGUUUUCUUAUUUUCCUUGGGAUCUCUUUGUGAUACAGUGUCCAAGGAUUUGAGGAUUUCCAAAAUCUGUCCUGUUUUCGAUUCUUUAAUUAUGCUUUUAAAAACUUACUGAACCCCCCCCCCUCUAUCUGUGUGUGUGUGUGUGUGUGUGUGUGUGUGUGUGUGUGUGUGUGUGUGUGUGUGACAUGCAUGCCAGGGCACAGAUGUGGAAGUCAGAGGACCGACAGAUCACUUACAGAAGUUAGUUCUCCCCAUCCACACUGUGGGGCCUAGGGAUAGAAUUCAUGCCUUCAGACUUUCUGCCAGAUGUCUUUCAUUCGGCCGUCUUGCAAGUCCUUGAUUAUACUUGAUAAGAGAAUGUAUUUUAAACGAUUGAACAAGCCUUUUGAAUUAAUUCAUUUAUUAUCUUGUUUUACACAUGAAUACAGCGCGUGUGCAUGUACAUUGUAAAAGAACAACAUUCUGCUGGCUUUUAGUGCUGUAUUUUUGUGUAUGAGUUUUCAGUGUCAUUGUACAAGUUUGAUUUAUCCAAAUUCACUUCCUGUCUGCUUUUCCUAUGAUUUAUUAGGAAGAGCCUUGAAGUCACCAACGCUAGCCAUGCGUCACUGACUUUCAGUGAGCAGUGGACCUCGACUGUGGUGGCAGAUCCACUAGAACACAAUGACGUACAAGCCUUGAAUUGCAUAGUGAUGCUAUAGCUGUGCUAAUUCGUAGGUCAAUGCAUUGUUCAUGUCGUUAGAGAAAUACCGCCAUCAACAAAGUUACUGCUCUGAUAAUUGUAUAAAGGCACCAUAUAUAAUUAUAGACCAUAUAUAAUGCUUGGUAAUGCCAGUAAACAGACUGGUUGCUGGCUUGUGUGUUUAGCAUUAUUUUAGAACACAGCCUUCCGUUUACAGAUUAGAAAGUCUACUCUGAAGUAGUACACCCAUGUGUGUGAGCCUCAAGUUCACACUUACACGCAUUUCCGCACUGCAUCAUUUGCUCCUGUCUGACUUCAUCUCAUGUGUUGUGUUCAUCAUGGGCCUCCAGCAUAUGAAGUGUUACCACUCUUGCCAGGAAGGGCGGGCACAUCGACUGACCUGGGGAUGAAGAUAGGAGCUGAGGUGCACAGAUGGAGAGUCAGGGAGCCUCAUUGCUUGUUUGCUGGGCAUGGUCCAUUCUGUGUAGCUGUGAUCUAGAAGAACAGAGCAAAGAGUAACUCUGGAAGGAUGUUCUUCAUUGGAAGCAAUGAAAUGAACAGAGAUCCAGAAAAUGCUAUCUAAUUUCCCUAAGGACAAGCUUCGCCUGGUGACUUGCACUGAGGAACAGGUGUACAGGUGGAUCCCUGUCAGCACUACAAGGUUCAGAACAAUCCUAUUUGCAAUGUAGAAAGGGAAACGUGGGUUUCACAAUGAUAUUGGAUUUUCUACUAGCUCUAGGUGUGUACAUGGUUAAGAAUCAUUAUUCAUUACAAAAUUAAAAUGGGUGGUCUCUGGGUCAUGUCUUCAUAGAAAUGAAGUAUUAGGGGAAGCCCCACAAUGAGUUAAUGUGGAGGGAAAUUGCUUUCCAGAACACAGCUGGUAGAGCAAUGGGCUGCACCUGUCACAUGCUUAGGUCUGUCGUGGGGCCUGCUGUCCAGAUAUAUGAGCAUACACUCACAACCCUUCACACAGAACUGCUUACAGACACAGGCUGUAUACUGUAUGUCUGCUUCAAACAGCACAUGGAUACAGUUAUUGUCACCUACUUCUCUUUCAGUUUUCCAGUGUCUGCUUUGAUAAUGCAGGAGCUUUUCUGUUCAAUAGAGUCGCUACUUUUCCAGCUGUGUUGUUGUAUAAUGAAUGGCCGUUUGUUUCUUGAAUAUUUAUUAACAAACUAUAUAGUAUCUUCUAAGUAGGUGAUCUUUUAUCUAUUAUCUUUCCUGUUUGUGUUUUUAGGCUGUCUCUUACAGAUGACCCAUACUUGAACCUUGUUUUUUGGGUUUUUUGUUUGUUUGUUUGUUUGUUUUUAACUUCUCUAUUUUUUAUUGGCUAUUUUAUUUAUUUGUAUUUUUGAAUGUUAGCCCCUUUCCCUGUUUCCCCUCUCCCAUACCCCUUCCCCAUGCUUCUAUGAGGGUGCUCCCCCAUCCACCCACUCCCACCUCACCUCCCUAGCAUUCCCCUACACUGGGGCAUCGAGCCUUCAUAGGACCAAGAGCCUCUCCUCUCAUUGACGUCAGACAAGGCCAUCCUCUGCUACAUAUGCAGCUGGAGCCAUGGGUCCCCCAAUGUGUACACUUUGGUUGGUGGUUUAGUCCCUGGGAGAUCUUAGGAUAUGAUUGAUAUAAUUCUCUUGUAAAAUAAAACUUCUUUGAACUAAUAAUGCAUGUGUACAUUUUUGAGCUCAUCCCUAGCAGUUUAAGGUUGGAUACUCACCAGCUCAUACACAGUCACAUGUCUAGUACUAUGCAUAACCUUCAUGUGUGUACAUCCACAGAAGUGUUUCCUUAUGGUUUGUGCUUUGUUACUCUUUAUCCCUUCCUGUCAGUUCACUCUCUAAUGGCAUUCCAUUGUCAUCUGAAAACUCCAUUGUGCAUUUGUACUUAAAGCACAUAGUCUGUAUUGUAAUUUCUCCUGGAAAUGCUCUAUUUUAUGUUUUUGGACAAUCAUUUUCCUGGGUAUACAGCUAUUACUGGACAGUUUUGUUUCUUAUGUCUUCUAGCAUUUUCCAUAUAUCAUGUCACAGUCUUCUGGCCACGCUUAGUUCUGAUUGAGAAGUUAGCAUUCAUUGAAUUGUUGCUGCUUUUAAGGUUUCUUCUUUGUUUUUAUUUUUCAGUAACUUGAAUUUGAAGUGUCUAGGUGUGGGUGUCUCUGUGUUUGUCCUAGUUAGCAGUACUUUACCUGUUAGCUCACCUGGUUCAUAGACUAGGGCUUGUUCUACUUUCAAUGAGACAUGGUCAGUCACUAUUCUUAUAACACGUCUCCUCUCCUCCCUCUUGUUUCUAUUAGGUGUAUGUUGGUCCCUCAGAUUGAUCCCUGUCUGAGGCGUGCAGGUUCCUUGGGGUUUGUUGUUUGUAUUUACACAUCACUUCAGCUCAGCAUUGCAGGGUUGUCGUUUUCCUCCUGAAACGUGAUGUUAAUAUUAUUGUGAGUUUAAGUUUUUAUAUUUAUUUAUCAGACCUCUACUUUUUGUAUUUUCGUAUUUCUCUUUUCUGUACUGAAAUUUCCAUCUGCUGUAUCAUUCUCAUCAAGUCUUUAAACAGUUCCCUUUUAUUUCAUCUAAUGUUUUAUGAGCCAGUUGCAAAUAUUUUUUAAAUUGUACAUAAAUCCUAUUUCUGCUUAUCCUUCUUAUCAUGAAUGAUAUGUGGAUAUGUGUUUGGGCAAAAAUCAAAUCCUUAAAAUAAGGUAUAUGUAGUAACUCUGCAUUCUGUUUGUUUUCCUCCAAGGACUGGUCUUUUCAUUUCAUCCUCAGUGUCUUCAGUCCAGUUGUAGAUUUAGUGUCCUGCAUGGCAUGUGCUACUCAUCUCUUGAUUCUGGUGUGACAGACAUUACUUACCGCUGGUUUCAGCUUUUGUCCUGGCUCCCAGAACUCAGUGUUGUAUGCUGGUGGGCUGGGCAUAGAUGGGGAAGCACAUGUUUGGCCCAUAGCAGCUUUAAAUUUUGGAUCUCAAGUGGGGCUCAUGAUGCCCUGUGCAGCCAUUUUCUUGCUGAACCUCUGUCUAGACCAUCACUGUGCUCCUGCCUCUGCUAGGACAUUAAGCUAGGGGAGCUGGACAUUUCCCACUAGUUACUUACAGUUCACUUUACCUCUGAUAGUAUUGCAGUGUAGAGUUUGGGGCCUUCAUCUGACCGUGCACCUACUAAGCCUUCCAGACCAAGCCGGGGAUCUGAGCAGCAAAGCACAAAGCAGACUUGAGUAUUCUUACCCAGAGGCCAGUAGAGCCUCCUGAAAGGCUUCUCAGCUCGUCUGUGACAGGUCUGCACCAGAGCAGUGAAAGUCCCUUCCAGCUCCCUGUCUAGGUGUUUCUUGGGGAGCUUUGCUCACUAUUCAUCACCACAGGUGCACUGCACAAAGAAGCAGACACACCUGCUGAUGGUCUGCCUCACAGACAGGGUUCUCUAGUCCCUGUUCUUCCUGUCACUAGAGCUGCAAAUCUCAGGUCUCUGGGAUUAGAACAGCCCACUGGUCAUGCUACCCAGCCUACGCACCUUGCCAUAUAGUCUGUCCUCAGAGUACUGUGUAAUGGAUGGAACAUCACUCUUGAGUAAUGAUUACCAGUAAAUUUGUUGUGUGGGGUCUUUUUAAAUAAUAUCUGGGUAACAUCAGAUACUUAAUGCUGAACUUAAUGGAAAUUUACAAGUGUUUUCCCUGAUUUUCCUUUAUAAAGGAAGAUCAUAGACAGCACUGCACCUCUGCUAUGGUCCAGAAUGUUAGAUAGUUAGCAUUUGUGCUGCAGUAUGGCUUUUGCCUCAUGGAAAACGAAAGCUGUCAGCGAUCUGGGCAAUAAGAUUCAUCGCCAAUAGUCGCUAGCAGCAGCACGCAGCACUCCAGUCUCCUUGAGGUCCGCAGCCGCAGGAGCUGCUGUAAUGAGAGGCAUUUAGGUGCAAUCAUCUCCUGUCGUCCUCGCCGGAUUCAACAUGGGCUUGUGUGAGUAUGGGAAGAUAACAGCAUUUUAAAGAUAUGUUUGAUAUGAAAAGAUAUGAAAAGGGUAGCUCAGUGCUCACAUGUAGAGAACGUGGUCAUUUGGAGAUCAUGUCGCCCUAAGAUGAAAAUGUGUUUUAUUGGCUUUGGUUGGUUACAGCUUCAGGAGAGCUGCUCUUGGUCAGAAGGACACUGAUAAUGCUGGUCUAAUGUUGCCGUGGUAACAGCUCAUGCAGAUACAAUUGAGAAUACCGCAUACCUCCUCGUUUGCAUUUCUCUCUGCCAUUUUGAGUUAUUCUGGAGGUAUAUGAAGGAAGCUGGGAUAGCUAGCUGGGAAAACUGAACCUCGUUACAUAAAACCUCUUUGGCUUACUCGCCCGCUCUCUAGUAGUACCUCCUACUGGGCAUUUAGGCGUUGCUACGGGGGCUUUUCUUUUUAAAACAAAAGAGAGCCUGGUUUUCGCCGCCUGCUCCAGUGUGCCUGUUUACACCGUCCCUGCCUCCGGAGAUUAGCAUAGCUCCCUUUGCAGCCGGCUGUUGUUCCGAGCAGUAUGCUCUGGGGACACUGCCUGUCAUCAUGAAUGUGAAAGAAUUCCUAGCCAAAGCCAAAGAAGACUUUCUGAGGAAAUGGGAGAACCCUCCCCCGAGUAAUGCUGGGCUUGAGGAUUUUGAAAGGAAAAAAACCCUUGGAACGGGUUCCUUCGGAAGAGUCAUGCUGGUAAAGCAUAAAGCCACUGAGCAGUACUACGCCAUGAAGAUCUUAGACAAGCAGAAGGUCGUUAAGCUAAAGCAAAUAGAGCACACUCUGAAUGAGAAGAGAAUCCUGCAGGCAGUGGAGUUCCCGUUCCUUGUUCGGCUGGAGUAUUCUUUUAAGGAUAAUUCUAAUUUAUACAUGGUUAUGGAAUACGUUCCUGGGGGGGAAAUGUUUUCACAUCUAAGAAGAAUUGGAAGGUUCAGUGAACCCCAUGCUCGUUUCUAUGCAGCUCAGAUCGUGCUAACAUUUGAGUACCUCCAUUCCCUCGACCUCAUCUACAGAGAUCUCAAGCCGGAAAACCUCUUAAUUGACCACCAGGGUUACAUCCAGGUCACAGAUUUUGGGUUCGCCAAGAGAGUCAAGGGCAGGACUUGGACAUUGUGUGGCACCCCAGAGUACCUGGCCCCAGAGAUCAUCCUCAGCAAGGGUUACAAUAAGGCAGUGGACUGGUGGGCAUUGGGUGUACUGAUCUACGAGAUGGCUGCUGGCUACCCCCCGUUCUUUGCUGACCAGCCAAUUCAGAUUUAUGAGAAGAUUGUUUCCGGAAAGGUCCGCUUCCCGUCGCACUUCAGUUCCGAUCUCAAGGACCUUCUGCGGAAUCUGCUGCAGGUGGAUCUGACAAAGCGGUUUGGGAACCUGAAGAAUGGCGUGAGUGACAUCAAGACCCACAAGUGGUUUGCUACUACCGACUGGAUCGCGAUUUACCAGAGAAAGGUUGAGGCUCCAUUCAUACCAAAAUUCAGAGGCUCUGGCGAUACCAGCAACUUCGAUGACUAUGAAGAAGAAGAAAUCCGAGUGUCUAUAACAGAAAAAUGUGGAAAGGAGUUUUGUGAAUUUUAGGGAGGAGAAGGAUUGCCUGGAGCUCACACUCAGUCCUUGCACGCUGUGGAGGUAGAAGAUGGAGCCGAGACCUGCUUGUUGGAGCGGGUUCCAAUCCCUUCAUUCCAGCAACCGUGAGGUCUUUCUUGCGUCAUCAGUGUGCGCUCUGCAACCGCCUGUGUACCAAGGCAGCGCUCCGCAGCAUUGUCUGUGCCGUGACACAGUGUGCACCAGGUUCCUGGUUUGGUUGUUGUCUCCACCCUCCUACAUCCUUCUCAUUCACCUCUCUGACCAGUGCUCCCUUUAUUUUCUUGGUGUUUCACAUGGGCAGUGUUAUGGCUGUUUGGUAUUUAAAAAGGAAGCUACAUGUUGCUUUUUGUAGUUUUGAGCGAUAUUUUUGCUGACCAGUGGCUUGAAGAUAAACUCUCUAAUGAUUAUUUUUAUUUUGAGUAGCUUGGACUCAGUUUUGCCAAAACUCUUAGUAAUUUGAAGGUGGAAUGUCUUAUCAGCACGGGAAUUUGCAUAAAUGAAGAUAACUUUUCAGGGGUCACUGACGUAGCAGUAAAUCAGAGCACCUAGACGAGCAGUGAGGGUUCCUGGACAAGAGGCUUCGUUCCCCUCGGUAAUAGUCUUCUCUCCGUGAGACGAUAAGUGACCAGACAGAUGCCUCAUUUGUCAGGAAAGUGCGGGACAUGGCUCCUGGCCCCAGCUGUCUCCCUUGGUACCAACAUCUCUGUGGGUUAGGAGAGAGGCCUAAAGUUUCAGCCUUCGCUCUUCCGUGAGGGCUUUAGCCAGUAUUUCAGGAGAGCGUGACUGAUAGGUGACAUUUUGUGAGGUCUCUCAGACAGUCCUCAUCGGCGGGUUCUUAAAGGGAAACGAGCAAACAUGGAUUUGGAUAAAUGCUGUCAGCAGAAGCCUUGAUCCCUGCUUGCAGCUUAGAGGUUCUUUCCUUUAAGGGAACUUUUCUGUUGCUUUGGUUGGUAACAGGUAAGAACAGAAGCAAAGCAGUUGUUCUUGCUUCCUCCUCUGAGGGAAGAAGACAGCACUGUUGCAGCUUUGACUGUAUCCCUGCCUGGCCAGUGACAGGAGAAGGCAAAGCUUAGGAAACUGCCACAUUUGUAUUUAAUUUUGAGGUGUGAUAUCUUUAAGUAUGCCAGAAUUGCUAACUUCUUCUUUCUCCUUCAUAGACAGAGUAUAUGAUCAUGCAAAUACAGUUUUCAUAUUUGCUUUUCCUUAAUUUUUCUAUACUUUUUGCCAAUUGACUUAACAAUGUUGCCAUCAUGAGGAAAUUUCAAGCACUCUUGCACAUUUAGUUCAGUGUUCCUUUGUGAAUAAAUGGCUUAACUUUUUUUUACUAUUUUUUCACUACUUUUAAUUUUCUCAUCUCAUUUUAUCUCUGUAUCAGUGACCUACCUUAAAUAGUCCACUCACCCAAAUAGUUUAAAACAUUUCAUUUCAUGAUCAAUCUCCAAGGAUCUAAGAUCAUUUUGAGUCAAACAAACCCUAAUGUAUAUAGAGCUUCUCUAUCUGCCUCCAUACUGGUGCAGGUAGGUCAUUGACAGCACCCACCCCUGAUCAUAUGCACACACCCUCACUAGCCCUUGAAGACAUUGGAAGUCCUAUCUGAGACCUCUCUCGACUCUCUGCAUGUCUUUUGGUUGUCAAGUGUUUCUGCAUGACAGUGUCCCACAAUAACAAAUAAUGAUUUCAGUUAGUCCACCUGUAUUUAAAAUGUGCAAGAAAAAUUGAAAUACUCUGCUGUAGCAAGUUUUAUGUAACAAAGAUACAUCAUCGUGUUAAUAAAUUAAGAGCAUCAUUUGUAUAAAAUACUUUAUUUACUUUUUUGUAUUUCAUUUAAUCCCAAGAACAUGCUAAUCAUGUGUUCUAUGUAUGCUACAAAUUCUCUGGUAGCGUCGUUGUAUAUUAUUGUAAAAUUAUUUCAAUAAAUCAUGGGGAUGACAAUUUGAUUAUUAUAAUUUAGUUUUCAAAAAUUGAACAGAUUUCUAUGAAUCAUAAAAAUAUUUUUUUCUAUAAAAUUCUUAGUACCCAGCUAGAAUCUACCCAGGUAGAUGACCCCUAGGCAUAUAUUGGUUUCUGGGGCUUCUGAGCCAUUCCAUUUUACUGUCUCUGUUUGAAGUACAUGAGCAAACCAUCAGCUGUGUCAAGGGGUCUAUUUCUGGCCAACCAAGUACACUAAAUUGGAAUAUUUUAACAUGCCUAAAAUUUCCAUUUUUAGCCACAGCUGAAAAAAAAAUUCUUUAAAAACCUGAAAUAGUAAGUCUGUGACAAAAGACCAGUAUUUUAUUCAAAUUAUAUUAUGUAAGACAGAAGAAAUGGUAUUUUACCCAGUAAACCAAGAGAUGGCGUUGUGUAGGACGGAGCCCUAGACUAGAGGGAAGCUUGUGGAGUGGCAUCAUGUGCAGAUGAGGGCAGAAAUAGGCACGUGCUGGGAUCUCCUGGUUCCCCGAGUUAGGUCAGGGUUCCCUCCUUAGCUAAUAUUCUCAAGGGACAUCACACUUUGAACAAAGUUUCUGUAAGUGACACAUUUCUGUGCAUCCUUCCUCUUACCUCUGACAAUGUGCUGAAAAUGAAAACCCUUUUGACUAUCAUAAGGCCCUUGUCUGUUUCAUUCCUUACUCCCUCACUGAUGCUAAAUGUACACUUGAUAUCAAACUGUCAGCCUACCAAAAAGACGCCGUGGCUUAUGGGUAUUGCUGUCUUGUUCUUGGAAUGUACUCGUACUGAUCGCCCCUUGGUCUGAAAGAAAAUAGAUGAUUAUCUUUUCCCAUUGACCGUUUUUCUUUUCCUUCUGCUUGUUGUAAGAAUCAACUGAAACAGUGUAUGUAAAGGCACCUUGUAAACUGUAAGCUUUCGAUGUAAGAUGUAAGGUGUGUUACUUCAUUAAUUAGUUCUUCGUUUAGAGUGCAAUUUCCUAUGCGCUACUAUAGCUAGGAAAUGCUAAAAACGUGUUUUUUAAUCCAUCAGUAACCGCAAAAUUAAAGUAUCUUCAAAGGACGAAA
Messenger RNA from Rattus norvegicus (Norway rat), 16710 nucleotides. The record is from RefSeq and is a predicted model, not a curated record. Lineage: Eukaryota; Metazoa; Chordata; Mammalia; Rodentia; Muridae.